Messenger RNA from Paraglomus brasilianum, 1182 nucleotides. The record is from the annotation of a GenBank genome assembly. NCBI's taxonomy places the organism in Eukaryota, Fungi, Glomeromycota, Glomeromycetes, Paraglomerales, Paraglomeraceae.
AUGGAUUCGUCAACUUCGAAAGCUGUCAGACCGACAAUAGAACGCAAAAGGGCACGCAAAGCUCUGCAGCAUAGACAACCAUACUUUUGUGGUAACUACCACGGAUACUAUAAUAAACGAAAGAAGACAGCGACAAACGACGAUUCACGGCUUGCUCUGUUUAAGAGAGAUUGGCUUGAAGGAAGGAAUAUAUUGGAUAUUGGAUGUAAUUCGGGCGAUUUGACUAUCGCCAUUGCCAGGAAGUUUCAACCCAAGACGACAUUGGGAAUAGAUAUUGAUCCUGUAUUGAUUAGAAGAGCAAACGAGAGAAUAAAAAAAGAUGUAGAGACGAAGGAUUAUGAAAACAUUAGAUUUGAGACUGAAGACUGGAUGGCUGAGACAGAUGUGGGACAGAAGUUUGAUACUAUAUGUCUUUUUUCUGUUUCAAAGUGGAUUCACCUACAUCAUGGAGAUGAAGGAAUUAAACGAUGCUUCCGCAAAAUAUACGAAUGUCUGAACGACAAUGGGAUAUUUCUAUUCGAACCGCAGGAAUACAAGUCUUAUAAGAAAUACAAGAAAAUAUCAGAGACAACGUUGGAAAAUUACAAUAACAUCAAAUUUAGACCAGAACAUUUUCACAAGUAUCUAAUGAAUGAGCUUGGAUUUCGGAUAUUUCAGAAACUAGGACGUAGUGAGUCGUCAACAGAAGCGAAUAAUUUCAAAGAUGUAUUCGAGGUCCGCCCUCAAAAAAAUCUUUCUGGUCCGAAUGGACAUGGUCCUGUUGAUUUCGCAGGCGUUCGAAAGCCCCCCGGCAACAUCGACUUGCGUCGAACGGCAAAAACUGUGGGAGUCGCUGAGGUUAAGAAGGAUAAUUUCGUCAAGGGAGUUACCCAAUGUGCGGUCCAGCUCGAGUCAUCCUUGUCGAAUCGUAAACGCAAGGCCAAUGAGUUAGAAGAGAAUCCGACAGUUGGAAAAGUUUUUGGGAUAGUUACCGACGCUGGGAAAUUUUAUUUCAUGGAAUGCUCGCUAGAUGAACAGGAACGGCCCGCAUUCAAGUUAUCGAAACCGGUGAUCGUUGCGUAUGAUGAUGUUGACAUGGAAGACAAGAUAAAAAGGGUGUUUUCUCACAUCGUAUGGUUACUAGAAGAGAUCCAAAAAGCGGACGAAUUGGAAGGUGGAAAUAAGAGAGUUAAGGUGAAUUAG